This is a messenger RNA of Puntigrus tetrazona (Sumatra barb), 2206 nucleotides long. RefSeq names its product transmembrane protein 79b (gene tmem79b). The transcript is spliced from 5 exons. Gene Ontology annotation, cellular component: trans-Golgi network membrane; lysosomal membrane. NCBI's taxonomy places the organism in Eukaryota, Metazoa, Chordata, Actinopteri, Cypriniformes, Cyprinidae. Gene Ontology annotation, biological process: regulated exocytosis. The coding region runs from base 154 to 1377 and encodes 407 amino acids. The record is from RefSeq and is a predicted model, not a curated record.
CAAGCCAAAUGACAGACUGUGACAAACAAACCUUCCCUUUAAGAGACUGUCCCUUUAACAAACUUAACCUGGACACACCUGAACUUCCACUACGGGAGUUUGAUAUAGUAGAGGAAAAACAAUACCGAAAAAAACAACAUCCUGUGCUGAAAUAUGGGGACAGUGGACCCGGGCCCUCCUGGGCCAGCAGCGGUGCCCCAAACACCUCAGUGGGUGGCAGAUGUGGACGAGGUUACAAAGGAUGUGAAGAGCACUGAGGAGGAAUUAAUCAAAUCUGCAAAUAUGGAACCCAGUACCCUACCGUGGCGUGAGAACAAACCCGAAGCACAGAUUCUGCCGGUCAGGGAUAGAGAGAGCGCGAGCAUGAAAUCGGAUUGCAUCUCACUCCGGGGUGGAGUGAGCCGGACGGAGAGCGAGAGGGAGGAAUUUGGGCUGAGAGAGAAGGAGAAUACGGGCGAGGAGUGGAGGGGGUUGGAAACGGGGAAAGAGAGUGUUUCUGACACUGAGCUGAGAAACAGAGUGAAAAGAACCUUCUCGGAGAUAGAGGUGGAGGAGGUGAACAUCAUGCCAGAGAACGCAGCCCGAGUCUUCAGCCCCAGCAUCACCAUCCUGCACUCCACCAGCCAGCAGGAGGCUGCAGACUGCUGGAGGAAUGAAGAAGAAGAAGAAGAGAGGAGUCCUUUCCUGGGGACACAUGGAACACAUGGAACACCUCUAGAAGAGUAUUACAACGACUGGCCCGUCACACCCAGAUCACGCUGCUGUGAUUUUGGUGGAUCUAAUCGUGAUGCUCUUAAACUGGGUGCGUCCAUGUUCACCUCGGCCCUGAUCUUCCCGUUGUUGGUCUGGGGUGGCUAUGUCUUCCUGCCCUUUGAUGCCCCUCUGCUCGACAGUGCCCCCUUACGACUGGUCUACACACUGCGCUGCUCUGUUUUCGCCGUCAUACCUAUUGUCCUUGGUAUGUUGGUGCUAGGUGUGUCCCGUCUGUGGUAUCGAUCCUUGAAGCCGCGGUUUGAGGGGGAGAGGGAAGUUAAGCAGGUGGCAGUUCACCAGCGCUACGUGGAAGACUCCGUCUACCUCUUUCUGCUUUACUUCCUCCAACUGGCUGUCAUGGCUGCCUACCUGAAUCAGGAUCUGCUUAAACUAGUUCCUCUUCUCACCAUCAUUUUUGCCUUCGGAAGACUACUGUACUGGAUCGCAGCAGCUUGUGACAGCAGUUUGAGAGGUGUUGGCUUUGGGUUUUCAUUUCUGCCGAUCCUGGUUAUGCUGGUGGCCAACCUCUACUUCAUCUUCGUCUCUGAAUCUGCAGGCUCCAUCUUUGCCCCAGACAUCCCAGAACCACCUGUUCCUCCAACCAAACAGCGGUUCUGGGGCUAAACACGCCACAUCUAAUGCCUCUGCUACUGCCAAAUGUAGAACCGAUUACUUUAGGCUUAGAGACAGCUUAAAUUGGACUUUAAGAAAUUUGUGUCUGAGAAUGUUUAAUCCAGCUGUGAUUUAAUUUUCCUCUCCUGUUCUAUGCUUUCACGAGUACUUUUAUAUCACGACCAGGUGGGUUGAAAUUGACAGAAAUCCAGUCAAAGAAGGAGGGCAGAACAAAGGGGGAAUCUUUCUUUUUUCUUUUUUUUUUUUUUUUUUAACUAACUUAUAAAUAGAAGUUGUGUAGUGAAACUUUAGACACUAAACUACAAAUUAAAAUGAGCUAGCUACUCUUUACUGCAGCCAAACAUGAGCACAAAGCAGAUUCAUCAUCACUCAAAAGAGCUCUAAAUAGACUGGUUUUAACUCUAUUUUAAGAUGAGAAUGUCAACAAGAAGAAAACAAGAUUCCAAAUAUUUAUUCCACAAGAAUGCAAUUUAAAAAAAAAUGUUCAUGCAUGGUUUGUUUAUACUGUGUGGUGUGUGAAGUUAGAGGCCUGCCCAAACUUGUAAUUUUCCACAACCACUCCUUCAUCUCCCUUUAAUAUAAGGGCAAUGUAUGCAAAGUGUAGACAUAUCUUGAACAAAUUUGUUUAGUUUUGUAAAAUGUAUUCGAAUGAUAAGGUUUGUAAAGGUGCAUUAGUCCAGGUAUCUGUUAGAAGGUGUUGUAAAAGAAAUCUUAAAGCUGCAAAGAUGUAUAGGAAAUCUAUGUAGCCUAGUGCAAAUGAAUGUAUUAAGCCUAAUAAAUACGUUUAUUAUAUUUUCAUAAACAUUUUUAACAAAUCCAA